AUGUGCGCGCACUUGGCUCUGCCUCCCUACCAGGCUUACCCCAGCGGGACCGGCAUGGGGUACCUGGAGUUUUACUGGAACUCGGCGGGGGAGGCAGGGCAUGCUCCCACAUCGGCUGGGCCAGCGGGAGCAGCCAGUGCCAAGCAGUCUCCGGAGGCAGGAGGGAAGAGGCACACAGUAGAAAUAUCCCCGGCUUCAUCCAGUUCUGGGAAUUUCAGCCAACUCACACCAGAUUCAGCCACCAGUCCACAUUCGUCAUCCUUGUCCCCACAGCCUACAGCUAAGUCUCAGAAGGGCAGAGAAUGUGGCAUGGAGGGGAUAAGGAAGACCAAGAGCCGUACAGCUUUCUCCAAGGAGCAGCUGCAAACCCUGCACCAGCGGUUCCAGAGCCAGAAGUACCUCAGCCCCCAGCAGAUCCGGGAGCUGGCUGUCGCUCUGGGGCUCACCUACAAGCAGGUGAAAACUUGGUUCCAGAACCGGAGAAUGAAGCUGAAACGGUGCCAGAAGCAUAGCCUGUGGACUGAACGGGCUCAGUGCCUCACACAAAGUGGCUUCCAGACCAGUACUUACCUGGAUGUGCACCCCAAAUUCCACCAGGGCUAUCCAAUCACUGCAGCUGGCAACAUGCAAACCAUACCUGCCCCCUGUCAGCACUAUGGGGCAGGGCAGAAUGCUUACACAGUUGUGACCAGCGAGGAUGGAGGCGUCUUUGGCAAAGGCGGGGGUACCUGCAGUAUCCAGCAGACAGUGGGCUUCAUUGCCCAGCACAAAGUAGACUUUUACCACAGCUGUCCUGGCAGUGUGGAAUAUCCAGGCUCAAAGACAGGUGAUGGCUGUAAUUUUCACCACUCAGCCACUAUGGGGGCUCCUUUCCCAACCACUACUGGCCACCAUCUCUAUCAUUCCUAA
This is a messenger RNA of Pipra filicauda (Wire-tailed manakin), 909 nucleotides long. Its product is annotated as homeobox protein NANOG-like. The record is from RefSeq and is a predicted model, not a curated record. NCBI's taxonomy places the organism in Eukaryota, Metazoa, Chordata, Aves, Passeriformes, Pipridae. The transcript is spliced from 4 exons. Gene Ontology annotation, biological process: regulation of transcription by RNA polymerase II. Bases 1 to 909 code for a protein of 302 amino acids. Gene Ontology annotation, molecular function: RNA polymerase II cis-regulatory region sequence-specific DNA binding; DNA-binding transcription factor activity, RNA polymerase II-specific.